AUGUACCUGCAGACACAGAUAAAGCCUAACCCUGGUGUUUUCCACUGGAAGGGAGGGAAAGUGGGCAAUUCCCUCACCUAUUCCAGUUUUCCAACUUGCUCCCACUCUCUGUACCUCUUGUUUCCAGGACCCCAGGCCGGAACCAGAGAAAGUCUGGGGGUGGGCAGGGUGCCCAUGUGGCCUCUCUGGACCAUCCUCCUGCUGGUGCUGCCCUUGGGAGGCCUAGGACCACCCUUCUGCCCAAGGGAGACUUUCUGCUUCCUCAUUGCCAUCAUGAAGUUGCUGGGAAGCAAAAAUGAUGGUACUCUUUACACCGCAGAUGAUCUUUUGAUCAUUCUGUCCCCACGGGUGUGUCCUGCUGAGGCUCUAGGCUGCUUCUGGCUGGAGCUGUCUGUGAUUGGGUUUGAGGAGGGCCUAUCCAUGGAGACUGCUGUGUUCCGGCUACAGCACCUAUUGGAUGUCCUCAGGUCCUGGCUGUGGGUGACUGGCUGGGGCCCUUGUCCACCCUGUGGAGGACACCCUCAGAGACCUGUCCAUCUUUUUCUGGCCAAACUCUUGGAGUUAUUACAGGGUGCUUGUGCUCAGCAUCUGCCCUCAGCACGAACCUGGGAGGAUACAGACUCCCUGGUACUCCCGGAGAGGCUGCGUGGAGAGAGGGAGAGGAGAUUCGGUCUUCAGCCCCAGUUCCCAAACCCCAAGCCUUCUCCUUCUAGGCCAGAGGAUCUCACCCAGAGCCCCAGAAGCCAGGGGAAGAGGAGAGAAAGUAAAAAAUAA
Orcinus orca (killer whale) is the source of this 774-nucleotide messenger RNA. RefSeq lists its product as uncharacterized. The record is from RefSeq and is a predicted model, not a curated record. Lineage: Eukaryota; Metazoa; Chordata; Mammalia; Artiodactyla; Delphinidae. Bases 1 to 774 code for a protein of 257 amino acids. The transcript is spliced from 4 exons.